CACUGAGUAGUGAGUAGUGUAAUAAUGUAAUCUAGUGAGUAGCGAGUACCGACCACAGUUUUGACCUGCCGAGUGCUGAUCGUGCUGUGCAUGUUAAUUCAUAGAGAACUUAUUCACAAACUAAACUAAAAUAAACUAAAAAUAGUGUUGAAAAUAUCCAUUCAAUUUAAUUUUAUUUGUUUAGUUGCAAACAAACCAAGCCAAAUGCAUACAUAUUCUGGACAACUUUCCAUGUACAAAGCAACAAUAUCACCUCGCUUAAGUCCUUGCUCUUUGAAAUAAUUGGCAAUUUGGUUGCUAAGCUCUUCUACCUAAAAAAAAUUGAAAAGAAAUGGAAAAACUAAAGCAUUCGUCUUUUAAGCCGUUAGAAGUUAUUUGGAACAGAAAUACCAGUAAUCAUAAUCCAAAAUUAUUACCAGAAUUAAAAGGAAUUAAUAUAGAAGAUAGCGUUAAAAAAAUUAAAAAAUCGGUUAAAUCUCUGGAUGUUAAAAUCAAUGAAAAUAAAAUAGAAAAUGUUCACAAACGAGUAAAAAGAAGUUUAUUCCAAGAAAAUAAAAAAGAAAAAAAUGACCAUUCAAACUCAGUAGAAUUAAAUAAGGAACUUUGUGAAACUUCUAAUUGUGCAAAUAACUUUAGAAAAAGAACUUAUAGCAUAAACAAAACAUCUGAAUUAAAUUUACCUGACCUAUCUCUUAAAAUUAUAUCAAAUCGCAAAAAAAUAAGAAGAAAUCAAGAUGCUUUAAUUCAUAAAUCAAAAAAAUAUUUGAUUCAAACAAAAAGUGCAAAAAGUGAAUCUUCGUCGUCACAUACGGUUAAUGAUGCAUCGGUUAUUAAAUCAUCGCGUAAUAUGGAUCAAAAAAAUUUACACUUUACAGUUUUUAAUCAUCUUAAAUCUCCAGAGAUUAUGUCAAAUCGAAAACGGUUUGUUAUGUACAAUAAUUUGGAUACGACAAAUAUUUCUAGUAACGAUAGUUAUAAGCGUUUGUUACCAAUUGUCCAAACACCAGAAAAGUUAAAUAAAAAAUAUAAAAAUAUAAAUACGCACAUAAGUAAAAUUAACUCUAUACAUUCUGAAGAUAUUAUUGAAUCAUCCGAAAAAAUUAUCUCACCUAUAAAGAAAAAACAAAAAAAAUGUAUAAACUGGAUUCAUAGUAAAAAAACUAAGAAAAAAAUAUAUACUAAUGAAAGUAAAGUAUCAGAAUGUAAGACAUUUAACAAUGGAAAAAGUGAAAUAAAUUUACCAAAAAAUGAAAUUCAUAAAAGUACUGAAAUAUCAACAAUCGUCAAAAAUGAAUUUUGUAAUAAAAUCAAUUCUGAUUCUAUAGAUAUUAUCAAUACAGAAAAUAUUUCGGAGUAUCCUGUAACUGAAUUUAAAAGUCAGUGCAAAAAACUUAAAAAAUCAAUAAUUGCACCACAAAAACAACAAAAUCGAAGACCAGCCGAAACGUGUAUAAUUAAUAAUGAUAAUCAAAUAUAUUAUUCUGACACUUCUUUAACACAAUCAUCUUUUAACACAAAAGAAUUUGUCAAAAAUACAGUUAAAGAAUAUUCAAAAAUUUCUAUACCACAUGGAGCAAAACUUUUCAAUCAGAAUGAAAACAAUACUAUAUCGUUUAUACAUUCUUCCAAAAUAAAUGUAAUUCCUGCCACUCCUGAACAUGAAUCAAUUAAUGUAGACGAUUCGGCAGUCCAAUAUUCUCCUGAAACCAUUUUAAGUCCGUACGUUCCAUUGAUUGAAGUCGAUCAAUCGCCUACAACUCCAAAUGAAAAAAAUUGUCAGGUACUCAUUCAGUCUGUACAAACUCCACCGAAUGUUGACAACACAACAUCGCCAAGUUUAUUUGAACCUAUAACUUCUCCAACACCAUCUUUAGUCAAUGAACUGCCAUUUAAAAUUGACGCUGUAGAAUCACCAAGAGCUGUUCAUGAAAAUGAUGAUAUAUUUUCACCUGAAAUAAUUAGGAAAAAAUCAGACAAUAGUCCAUCAUCACCGAAUUGUUUUAACUCUGGUAAAAAACGUAAAAAAAUGUGUAAGGAUGGAUUGAGAGGAAAAUUUCGAGAUCUUAUUAACCGUAAAAAAUCCGAAGCCUGUAUUCGAGAAUAUGAAAAAAGCUUAUCUAAAAGUUAUAAGCCAAAGCAAGGUGAAAGUGCACUAUUAAAUGUCAUUGAAGCAUGGAUGGAAUUUAGAACCAUUGUCCUACUUUGUUAUUACAUGAAAUCUGAUGAAGAAGUACAAAAAGUGUUAGUUACUCUAAACAAUUGUUCUAUAAAUGCUGCGAAGAAUAGUAUAAUACGUAUAUACUCUCCAUGGUUGACAAUUAAAUCUGAAAUUACUGAAGUAUUGUUGUUUGUUGGCAUCAUUCACGCUGAAGUUAUUGCAUUUUCAGAAUCCAUUACUAAACCUCUUAAAGAAAAAUUUAUUGAUAUCAAUGGAUUGUUGACAACUGUAUUUCAGAAUAAAGUUUUAUGGGAAUGUAAUUGUUCCAAAGAUGCUGGUUGUCGAUGUUUGGGAGAAUUAAGUGUUUACAAUUAUUUACAAUACAUGAUCCCUCAAUAAUAUGCACUUAUUUUAAUGUUUAAAGGUUACUUAAACUAUUUUUAUUAUUAUUAAUUAAUUUUACAA
Molecule: messenger RNA, 2623 nt
Organism: Melanaphis sacchari
Lineage: Eukaryota; Metazoa; Arthropoda; Insecta; Hemiptera; Aphididae
Exons: 7
Coding region: 332-2557 (741 amino acids)
Source: RefSeq, a predicted model, not a curated record